GCAGGUUACCAGCUCCUCUUUUGUGCCAAUGCACCUUGGUGGGCACUCUUCCAUCGCUAGCUGUUCAAGGCAUUCGCCUGCUUCUCACCUGGCGUCCCUUGCCUCUCUCUCUAGCCUUCCUCCCAACUCUACAAACCCCGGCGUUCUGCUCCUUCCUAGCCGACCCAGGGCCGAAGAGCACAGGUUUCAGCUUAUGUGGAGUUGUUGCAGCCACCUAUAAACCUAUUUACUGAAUUUAUGGAGAAGCCUGCAAAUCAUGGCAGUCAGUCAGAGGAACUCUUUGCCCAUCUUAAAACUACAUCAGAGAAAGAACAUUUACCACGAAGUGCCAGUGAAAACCAUCUCAGCUGGUAUUCUCAUCAUUAUCCGGGAAAAUCUAAUCAUCUGAUUUGGGGGAUUUAUAUUUCAUCCAUAAUGUACAUUAUGAAUAAAAUCCUGAAGCAGGACAUCCUAAAUGAUGAAAAGACUGAAUUGGAGGCAACACUUAAUGAAGCUGAGUUGGCAACAUGUUCUAUAGAAUCACUUUUGCCAUUAUUUAAGAACACCAUUGAAGAGAUUAAUUUUGCAAGUGCCAAUGUUUCUGCAUCCAAUUUGAAGAAGAUUUCUGAACAGAAGGAAAUAUUAACAAAAGAAUUAAAUACCUUUAAACAUGUAAAACUAGCUUUAGAACAUCUUCUUAGAAAGACAGACUACAGACAAACAGGAGACAAUUUACCGAGCAUGUUGUUAAAGAAUCUAACUGAUAAUGAAAGUGAAAACAUUAGUCUUAAGAAGAAGGUCCUUGAAAAGGAGAACUAUAUUCAAAAACUUUCUUGUUUGUUUCAGAAUGAAAAGGCAAAUACAUUGAAAGCAAACCGUUUUUUUCAAUCAGUAAAAGUAGUACAUGAACGACUACAGCUCCAAAUUAAUAAAAAGGAAGCAGAGAAUGAUAAAUUAAAAGAAGACAUAAAGAGCUUAGAAACCAAAAUAGCCAAAUGGAACUUGCAGUUGAGAACAAAUAAGCAUGAGGCUGUAGCCAUGAAAGAAGCAAGUAAGCAAAAGGCUAUAGCUCUAAAAAAGGCGUCUAAAAUCUACAAACAUAGGCUUGAACAUUUUACAGGAGACGUUGAACACCUCAUGUCCCAAAUUAGGGAUCAGGAAGCCAAGUUGUCUGAAACAGUUUCGGCUUCCAAUGCCUGGAAAAGCUAUUAUGAGAAAAUAGUAAUAGAAAAAACUGAGUUGGAAGUUCAGAUCGAAACAAUGAAAAAGCAAAUUGAUAACCUUUUGGAAGAUCUGAAGAAAGUGGAAGCCCAUGGAAAAAAUUCAUGUGAAGAAAUUCUUAGAGAACUUCACUCAAUUGAAUAUGAAAAUGAAACUCUGAAUCUUGAGAAUACAAAACUAAAGACCACACUUACUGCUUUGAAGGACGAAGUUGUUUCUGUUGAAAAGGAACUCUUAGAACUACAAGAAGUAGAAAAACGACAGAAAGGCCUUAUUGAAAUGUAUAAAAAUCAGGUACAAAAGUUGCAAGAAGCAGCUGAAAUGGUGAAAACCAGAUAUGAAAAUUUGCUACAUGAAAAUAACCUAAUAACAGAAAACAAAAGUAAAAAAUUAGAGAUGAUGAGAGGCCAGAUGGAGUCUCAUCUGCAGAAGGUAGAGCGAGAUCGAGAUUCCUUGACAGCGGUUGAACAGAAGCUUCGGGAGAGUCAGGAGAGCUUGCAGCGCUGCAAGGCCAAGUGUGCAGAGCAGACCCACACCGUUAGGGAGCUGCAGGGCCAGGUUGAUGGAAAUCAUAGUCUUCUGACAAAGCUUUCUCUUGAGGAGGAAAAUUAUCUUAUUCAGUUGAAGUGUGAAAACCUUAAACAAAAAUUAGAACAGAUGGAUGCAGAGAAUAAAGAACUUGAGAAGAAGCUAGCAAACCAAGAAGAAUGUCUUAAGCUCAGCAAUCUGAAGCUUAAAGAGAAAUCUGCAGAAUAUUCAGCAUUGGCCAGGCAACUAGAGGCUGCUUUAGAAGAAGGAAGACAGAAGGUUUCUGAAGAAAUAGAGAAAAUGUCAUCUAGAGAGAGGGCUUUACAACUUAAAAUAUUAGACCUGGAAACUGAGCUUAGAAAGAAAAAUGAAGAACAAAACCAACUUGUUUGCAAAAUAAACUGUAAAGCACAACAUCAGGAAGUGUGUUUGAAAGAAAUACAACAUAGUCUUGAGAAGUCAGAGAAUCAAAAUGAGAGUAUUAAGAAUUAUUUACAGUUUCUUAAAACGUCCUAUGUAACAAUGUUUGGAUAAAUUGCUGAAUUUAUUUUCUAUAAGCAGUAGGUUUUUACUAAGUCUAAAAUGUGAUUAGGUAAAAAAAAACAACGCUACUGGUUGUUACAUUUCAUGAUUUAUGGGUAGUAGUAUUAGAUUUUUUAUGUAAAGACAUUUGAAACAUAAUUUAUUGUGUAAUUGAAACUUUAAAACAUGACAGCUGUUAAUAUUCCUUUUUGCUGGAUAAUUCUCAUUUAGCUCUUGAAAAAUAUAUUGGCUUUUUACAGUUUUUUUCCCACACAUAUGCAAAAGUCAGAAUCAUUCUUUGUGAUGUCUAUAGCCACCAUUCAAGUGAAUUUUUAAUAAUUCAGGCCAAUUAUGAGUCAAAUACAUGAUUUUAAAAUAUAUAUAAUCAUUUUAUUUUGUGGUGCUAUAUAAAUGUAAUAAAAGAAAACAUUUUGAAUUUUAAUUUUUAAUAAUGAUACAAUCACGUACUUCCCAAAGAUACCAAAUGUGUGAAUGUACUUAGUAUUACUUCACAUAUAUGCUGAGUUGCCUUUAUAAUUUGUUAGAUUCUAAAUACAAAGUUUUAAGUUAAUAGCUAUUAAAUGCCAACUGAUGGUGACAGAUGAAAAUAUGUUGGCAUGCAUUGUUUCUAUAUAAAGAAUAGACAUUCGGGCUGUCCUGUGAACUCAGCCUCUUUGUUCAUUAUGUGCAAGGGAUCAUCUGAUGUUGUUGUAGAUAUCGUAAAGCCUCUGAGUUAACUAGCAUAUCAAAGGAGAACAACUUGUCCUACCCUUCUCAUGGUGACUCACUGGGAUAGUCAAAAUAAGCACUCUUAAUACCAGCAAGCUUUAGGGUAAGAUCUUUAUUGGGAUGAAGUAGAAGAGAAACCAAGAACUUGUUCCCCAUAAUCUCCCACACUGCGUGCCAAGGCUGCUCUAUAAAGGGACAGAUGUGGCUCACAAGGGAUCGAGUGAUAGUGACUCCUCUUGGACAAUGACUUCAGAGCUGUUUCUUCAGAGGCACGUUGAGUUUUGAAAGGUCACUCUGAGGGAUUAGAUUAUGUACUACACAGUUCCAGCCCAUGAACAGAGAAGCAGCCUCUCCAAGGUGUUCUAUCUUCUCUGAUCCAAAAUUGGAUCCGGCUCUCCACUCAUCCUUCACUCCGAAGACUGCCACUUCAUGCACAGAGGCUGGCUUCCUAGUGACCCAAUUGCUUUAUAGUAUUUUUUUUCUUAAAAUAGCAAAAUACAGAAUAUCAGAAACUGGUCACUUUUUGCAUAACAAUUGCUGGCAACAUUAAAUGUUGCCCCGUUUUAAAAAACCAUAGUACUUGUGGGCCUAAAAAUAUACCUUACCCUUGAGGCCCUUCCUUAAUUCCAAAGCAGAGGGAGCCUUAAGAUAUGCCCACAUGAUGGUUUAUGUACUUUCUACUAGACUGUGAUCUGCAAUUCGAAGGCAGAACUGUGUCUUACUCACAUUUAUGUCUCAAUCCUACAUAAUACUUGAUAGAAAGUGGUGUCCAGUUGAUGUUUAUGGAUAGAUAAAUGGAUGGAUGUUGAGAGACAGGUAUUCAGAUUCUUUUCAAAAUGGAAAAAAAGAAUGUAAGCACAGAGGAAUUAACUACCAUGACCGCAGUAUAAAACUUAAGUUUUAAAGCUGGCAUUUGAACUCAAGUCUUCUGGCUCCAAAAUUAAACUUCUGUAUACAGUGCUGUCUUCCUGGUGUGACAGUGGCUAUGGAAUCUUCCCAGCAGCACUGCAGUUGUUUAUUGAACACUUGUGAAAUGUGAUACAUAUAUCAACUCACUUGUUAGGAAACUAAGACACUUAACACAUUCCCUCUUGCUUGUACCACUGGUGGUAUAUGCAUGAAAGUCCCAUUAGUAGCUUGAACCACCCAAUGGGACUGUCCCAUACCGCCUGAUGGGACAGUCAUGCGUGUAACACCAGUGGUUCAGAGCCUCUUAGCAGCAAGACAUGAAUUACGACCUGGUUGUGAAUGUGUUGAAGGUAAAAUACCUUGAUCCUGGUUCUACAUCUAGAAUCUCUGCCCUUAACUAUGACCAUAUUACCUUUGUGUUCAGUUCAUAGGGUAGUAAUUUCCUUUAACAGUAAUGGACUUAUUUAUUGAGGCUUUUUUAAAAUAGUUUUUAAGGUUUUAUUUUCAUUAAUGUAAUUUGUAUCUGUCGCAUUUUAAAAAUCGACACCUGCAGUGUUUUAGAUAGACUUACUACAAAGUCCUUAAGGUCGGUACUUAGCUACCAGUGACACAACAUGACAAAGAAAGAAGUUUAGUAACUUCUGUGCCUAAUGUUCUCGUGUAAAGGCUUCAGUGCCUGCAGGGCCCCAGAGUCGGUGCCCUAGUGUCCCUGAACACUAGGUAUUUCUAUUCCCAGCUUUCUGCUAUUCCGGGAAACUACUUUCCCACACUUCUAAUAGGUUUGCCAAAUUUUCUCUUGAUGCUUGAUAGGGCGUCAAGAUAUUAUUAAGUCGUAAAAGAUUUCUUUCAUUAUCUAUGUUAUUAUUUCUUCUUUCCAUGUUCCUUUCUUCCUCCUAGAUCUGGUCUCCAUGCAACUUGGCCUUUUUCAACAGGAGACCUGUCACUGAGUUUCUUGUGAGAUUUCUUCCACCUGAUUUUUCUGACCACUAGUGUGGUUUUUAAGGUCAGUCAUUCUCUUUUUCUGCUGGAAUGUUGAAUUUUUAAUUAAAAUCUCGUAUGCUUUUUGGUUCCUGAAAGUCUUUUUUUUUUUUUUUUUUGAGUUCUGUAAUUCCAUUAUAUUUUCAUUAAAAUUCUCUUCUGUCUCUUCCAUUGGUUCUACUUCAGUAAGCAUCUUUGAUUUCUAUUCUGCUGGCCAUCUUUCCUUCCAAGUUCCAUUAAUGAGUUUCAACUUUCCUUGCCUACUCAUAGCUGUGGUUCCCUCAGCACCUGCCAACAGCCUGUUGUGCACAUCUGCUGAGCAGUAGCAAACUAAGUGGUAAAAGUUGUGAUGACUUCUGUUCUCAUGGGCCCAGGAGACCUGAGUUUCCAGUGAGGAACUAUUUUGCCCUCUGACUUUUUCAGUCACAAGCAGUAGUUCUUUCCCCACCAUCAGCAUUGAAAGCACUUUAAUGGAGAGGCCCCCACAAGUUUUCUCAGGUCAGCAAGUCGGGUGCAGCAAAUAGCAAAUGAAGUCCUCCUUGGAGGUGAGCCACAAGUAUGGUCUGCAGUUGGAAAAAUGGGUAGCACUUUAAAGAAUGAGUUUGAUCUAUCUGCAGACUUAUUAUUUAUUCAUGGCUUUUAUUCUAAGGUCAAAAACAGUCAUAAAAUUAUGUGUUCAGUGUGAUUCAUUUUUGUAAUUCAAAACAUCUCUCUGUGUGUAUAAGCCCGCGUAUGUUAGUAUGUGCCUGAAAGAAGGUAUAGAUAGAUACCUACAUGACUUUGUGAGAGUGGGGGGAAGAGUAAUAAAUUCUGCGAUAUGUGCUUUUAUUUUACUUCACUUUUUCUGAUGAAAUUUUACUCCUUUUGUAGCAAUUUUUUUCUAAUCAGAUAAACAUUUUAAAGAUCAAAAGAUAGGUGUGGUAGGUGUUAGGGAAUAGAGGAGGAGUAGGAUUGGUGAGAAGUAUAGUCCAAGAAUGAAAUAUUGAAAUUUGAUUUUCAGAGGUGGAGGAGUUUGGGACAGGAAAAAAAUGAAGAAAAACCACUAGCAAUGGAAGUGAAGGUCAGUGGAGGCCAAGAUAUUGAGUAAUUGAGAAGCUUUGGAUAGCAAAGCUCUCUAGAACGUGCCGGAAAUUAGAGUGAAAAAGAAGAAAAAGCAUCUUAGUUAAAUGUGAGCAGAUGAAUAGAUGGCUUUGAUAGGGAAUGAACUUUUAAAAUUCUAUCCAAGGUUCUGAUUGCUCUUUGAAUAAAAUCCAAAGUUCUCAUCAUGGACCUCAAGGCCUGCAUGAUCUGGGACUGCCCACCCUCCAUUGCUGUCCUCCCCACUGCUUCCCUUGAUUCUCUGAAAACUCAGCUCAUUCCUUCUUUCCUGUUCUCAUGUUAGGAUAUUCUUUGUCUCACUCAUGGCUUGACUAAGUCCUGGUCAUUCUCUCAUGUGUAUUCCUAUGCUUUUCCUUCAUAUUUGGCAGUUACUAGUUUUGGUGAUUGUUUCCUGUUAUCUCAUUAGAUUUUGACCUCUAGAAGGAUUUACUGGUUUUGGCUUUUAUCUAACACACUGCAUGUUACAUAGCAGACACAAUGUGGAUGGAUGGUGAUACUGCUGUUAGUUUUGAGCUUCAAAGAGGGGAAAAAGGAUUUACCUGAGAAAGCUGGGAAAACUGGAAUCUGGGAGAAAGGUAGACUUUCCUUCCUUAAGGCUGCAAGUAUCCUUAAUGAGCGGUGGGCUUUCCUUUUUGGCAGAAGUAGAGAUUCGGUGUACAGGAGACCUUGUUUAUAAUCAGAUGUGUGCUUCAGAAGCCACAGUGGAAAAUGGUGACAGACUUGGCAGGGGGACCAUUGGGAAGGUGGAAUGGGUUCUCUUACAUCUGGUUGCUUCCAAUAGUUCAAGAGAAAGAUCCUCCCUGCCUUCCUUCCUCCCUUGUCUAAGAAUAGAAAUCCAUGUGUUACCUUCUUUUCUUUUGAAAAUACUGAAUUGAGAAAGUACCUAAAUCCCAUCUUCAAGUGUAUCAUAUCAAAUACCUAGGACUAGCGAAACACAUGCAAGACAUUUACACUGAAAACUACAAAUCAAUCCUAAGAAAAACUAAAAAAUCUAAAUAAGUGGAAGAAUAUAUUAUAUAUUUAUGAAUUAUAAAGAUACUAGCCAUUUUUUCAAGUUGAUGUAGAUGUAUAAAUUCAGUACACUCUUAAUCAAAAGGGAAUUUUUUUUGGUAGACAUUGACUUCUAAAAUUUACAUUCAAAUAAAAACCAAGAAUGACUAGAACAAUCCUGAAAAAAAAACAAAAACAGAGUACAAGAUGUUAAAAGUUACUAUAGUAAGCUACAAUGAUUAAGACAGAGUACUACUGGUGCAAAGAUAAGACAAAUAGAACACUGGAACAUAAUAGAGAAUUCAAAAGAAAACCCACCACCUACUUCACAACAUGGAUUUAUCUUAUGACAAAGAUGACAUUAGUACACUGGGAAUGAAUUGUAUUUUUAAUAAACAGUUCCAAGUCAAUUAGAUAUCUAUGUGAAAAAAAAUCUGAGCUUCUGGUUGAAACCAUACACGAAAUCUAUUGAACAUGGGUUGCAGAAUAUAACAUGAACAGUAAAACAAUAAAGCUAUUGUAAGAAAAUGCAGGAGACCAUUUUCAAUGACUUGGAGUAGGAAGAGAUUUCUUAAACAGGAUAUGAAAAGUGCUAACCACAAAGGAAUGGAUAAAUUGGGUUAUAUUAAAAGUGACAGUUUUAGAUCAUUGUAUAUCAUAAGUGAAGUAACCCACAGAGGGGUAAAAUAAAUGAAUUUUAAAUAAUAUAUAUCAAAUAUAUUCAUAUUAUAUAUAAAAGACUGAUAACCAGAAUUCAUUUAUAUUAAUUAGAGCCUAAUUUUUGAGUUUUAACAAUGUAAAAUAACUUUAAUACAAAUGGCCAAUCAGGGUGGGCAUAGUGGCUCAUGCCUGUAAUACCAGCACUUGGGAGGCUGAGGCAGGAGGAUUGCUGCGAGUUUGAGGCCAGUUUAGGCGACAUAGUGAGUUCAAGGCCAGUCUGAAGUACAAGGUGAGACCCUGUCUUAAAAAACAAACAAUAUUCAAAUGGCUAAUUAAGUAAGUAGAUAUAUAGAGAAAUAAAUAUUAGCUUCAAGUAUAACCUAAACUGCUACCAACUGAACAUUAAGUAAAAAUAUUUAAUAAUAUUAAGUAAUAUUAAGUAAAAAUAAAGGUCUUCUAAAAUUAUUUACAAAAUAUUGAUAUGAACAGAAUAUUAUAAAUUCAUGUCAGAACUGUUUAUAGCAUUCCAAGCAUGUUCAUAUUCCUAAUAUGAAACCAAAACUAAAAUUGAGAGAUUAUGACUUUAGUUGAAAUUCCCUUGAAUGUUUAAUGACAAGAUUUGAUUGUUCUUACUAGUUGCCAGUCAUUGUCUAAGCAGAGUAGUUUCUGCCAAGAUCUAAUUAUUUCUUUAAAAUUAAUGUUUUAAGUUGUAAAUUAUCCUAACAAAUGAUAUGAAUAAUUCUGGGUUUCGAGAAGCCUCAAAUUAUUUGUGGUAUUUUGACUUGUAGGCAUUUGUUCUGGAUAGUAAUUAAAUGCAGACAAGAAUUUGUGUGGCUAUUGACUACAGAAAGAUUUAUACCACUUUCAUGAUAUUAAAACCUUAGACUGGUGUAA
Molecule: messenger RNA, 8508 nt
Organism: Heterocephalus glaber (naked mole-rat)
Lineage: Eukaryota; Metazoa; Chordata; Mammalia; Rodentia; Bathyergidae
Source: RefSeq, a predicted model, not a curated record